This is a messenger RNA of Nicotiana tabacum (common tobacco), 1155 nucleotides long. Lineage: Eukaryota; Viridiplantae; Streptophyta; Magnoliopsida; Solanales; Solanaceae. The record is from RefSeq and is a predicted model, not a curated record.
AUGGCAGCUCGCUUAUUGCGACUGCACGGCCAUGGCGCCGCAGGGCAGCUAUAUUCCAUUUUCAACUCCAAAUUCCUACUUCAAUACUCAACAACUGCAGUUGCUACUACCUGUGACCCGACCCAUUUCCUGAUGAACUAUCUUGUAGACUCUCUCGGAUUCUCCAAAGAAGAAGCCAUUACAACAAACACUAAGGUAACUCGUUUAAAACCCACUGAAAAUCCUCAGCUUGUCCUAAAUUUCUUCGAACAAAGUGGUUUAGACAAAACCCAUAUUGGUAAAAUUGUGUCUGCAGUUCCCAAGUUGCUUUUGUGUGAUGUUGACAAAACCCUAAAACCCAAACUUGACAUUCUUCAUGAUCUUGGUUUAUGUGGUUCUGACUUAGUCAAAGUCAUAACUGGAAGUAUGUCUAUUUUGAAAAACACAGAAGUUUCUGACAUGAAAUCUUGUGUCAGUUAUCUUAGAAAAGUUUUGGGUAGUGAUGAGAAUGUAAUGAAAGCUGUUAAGAAAAAACCAUGUUUGCUCUCUGUUAAAGGAUGUGAAAGAUUGAGGACCAAUAUGUUGUUUUUUCAAAGUAUUGGGUUUUCAGAUGAGGAUAUCAAGAAAUUCAUAGUUCAAAAUCCAUAUACUCUUUUGGCUUGUCCUGAGAGUGUAGAGGAUAAAGUGGACAGGCUUAAAAAAGAUUUUAAUAUCUCUCAAGGGUCGGGAAUGUUUAUCCAUGGAGUUGAUGUGCUUAUUUCGAUGAAAAAAGCGACUAUAGACACGAAACUUGGCGUUUUCAGGGAUUAUGGAUGGUCUAAAUGGGACAUAAUUAAAUUGGUCCAGCUUUUGCCUUAUUGUUUGAGGCUGUCACAGAAGAGAUUGCGAGCUGCGCUAAACUUCUACAUGGGAGAACUCGGUUUGAAACCUGCUUACUUGGCUUCUCAUCCGACGCUGCUUAUGUUUAGUAUGAAAAAGAGGGUUUUGCCUCGCUUGGAACUCAUGAGAAGUUUAGUGGAGAAGAAAUUAUACGAUGAAGAUUACAAUCUGUAUACUAUUCUGUUGCCAUCAGAUCCGAAAUUUUAUCAGAUUUAUGUGCUGCCCUACAAGGAUAUGAUACCUGAUGUGUGUGAACUAUACAACAAAUUUCAACAGCAUGGAAAAGCUGAAAAGUAA